This is a messenger RNA of Dipodomys ordii (Ord's kangaroo rat), 3903 nucleotides long. It is a transcript of the gene Shank1, whose product is annotated as SH3 and multiple ankyrin repeat domains 1. The record is from RefSeq and is a predicted model, not a curated record. Gene Ontology annotation, molecular function: synaptic receptor adaptor activity; ionotropic glutamate receptor binding. The transcript has 25 exons. Gene Ontology annotation, cellular component: postsynaptic density; dendritic spine; postsynaptic membrane. The coding region runs from base 1 to 3885 and encodes 1294 amino acids. NCBI's taxonomy places the organism in Eukaryota, Metazoa, Chordata, Mammalia, Rodentia, Heteromyidae.
AUGACCCACAGCCCCGCGACAAGCGAGGACGAGGAACCCCACAGUGUCAACGAGUAUCUCGAGGGGGGCUCGGAGUCCGACAGCUCCCCCGACGGGCCAGGUCGAGGCCCCCGGGGGACCCGGGGCCGGGGCAGCGGAGCACCUGGUAGCCUGGCCUCAGCCCGAGGCCUCCAGGGCCGGUCCAUGUCUGUGCCCGACGACACCCACUUCAGCAUGAUGGUUUUUCGGAUUGGCAUCCCAGACCUGCACCAGACCAAAUGCCUGCGUUUCAACCCCGACGCCACCAUCUGGGCCGCUAAGCAGCAGGUGCUGUGUGCGCUGAGUGAGAGUCUCCAGGACGUGCUGAACUAUGGCCUUUUCCAGCCUGCCACCUCCGGCCGCGAUGCCAACUUCCUGGAGGAGGAGAGGCUAUUGAGGGAGUACCCCCAGUCUUUUGAGAAGGGGGUACCCUACCUGGAGUUCCGAUACAAGACGAGAGUUUACAAACAGACCAAUUUGGAUGAGAAGCAGCUGGCCAAGUUGCACACAAAGACCGGAUUGAAGAAGUUCCUGGAGUAUGUGCAGCUUGGGACAUCCGACAAGGUGGCACGGCUGCUGGACAAGGGGCUGGACCCCAACUACCAUGACUCGGACUCAGGAGAGACGCCUUUGACGUUGGCCGCCCAGACGGAAGGCUCUGUAGAGGUGAUUCGAACUCUGUGCUUGGGCGGGGCCCACAUCGACUUCCGGGCUCGGGAUGGAAUGACAGCUCUACACAAGGCUGCCUGUGCCCGGCACUGCCUUGCUCUCACGGCGCUCCUGGACCUUGGGGGGUCCCCCAACUACAAGGACCGUCGAGGACUGACCCCUCUGUUCCACACGGCCAUGGUAGGGGGUGACCCCCGUUGCUGCGAGCUGCUUCUGUACAACAGGGCCCAGCUGGGCGUAGCUGACGAGAACGGCUGGCAGGAAAUCCACCAGGCCUGCCAGCGAGGUCACUCUCAGCACCUGGAGCACCUGCUUUUCUACGGGGCUGAGCCCGGAGCCCAGAAUGCCUCGGGGAACACGGCCCUGCACAUCUGCGCUCUCUACAACAAGGAGACAUGUGCCAGGAUCCUUCUCUAUCGAGGAGCGAACAAGGAUGUGAAAAAUAACAAUGGACAGACUCCUUUCCAGGUGGCCGUGAUUGCUGGGAAUUUUGAGCUGGGCGAGCUGAUUCGCAACCAUCGGGAACAGGAUGUGGUACCCUUCCAGGAGUCCCCCAAGUACGCAGCCCGGCGGCGGGGCACCCCUGGGGCGGGGCUGACGGUGCCCCCAGCGCUGCUUCGAGCCAACAGCGACACCAGCAUGGCACUGCCAGACUGGAUGGUGUUCUCGGCCCCGGGAGCCUCGUCUUCUGGGGCCCCCGGUGCUACCUCAGGCCCCCAGAACCAGUCCCAGCCCCCAGCCCCCAGCACCAAGCUCAGCAGCGGUACCCUCCGCAGUGCCAGCAGCCCCCGCGGGGCCCGGGCCCGCUCCCCGUCCAGAGGAAGGCACCCCGAAGAAGCUAAGAGGCAGCCUCGUGGGCGGCCCAGCUCCAGUGGAGCCCCCCGGGAAGGCCCGGCCGGGGGCACCGGGGGCUCUGGGGGCCCCGGGGGCUCCCUGGGCAGCCGCGGAAGACGGAGAAAGCUCUACUCAGCUGUGCCUGGCCGGUCCUUCAUGGCUGUGAAAUCCUACCAGGCCCAAGGGGAAGGAGAGAUCUCCUUGAGCAAGGGCGAGAAGAUCAAAGUGCUCAGCAUCGGGGAAGGAGGCUUCUGGGAAGGCCAGGUCAAAGGUCGCAUUGGAUGGUUUCCCUCUGACUGCCUGGAAGAGGUGGCAAACCGCUCCCAAGAGGGCAAGCAAGAAAGCCGAAGUGACAAGGCCAAGAGACUCUUCCGGCACUAUACUGUGGGCUCCUACGACAGCUUUGAUGCCCCAAGCUUGAUGGAUGGGAUUGGCCCCGGGAGCGAUUACAUCAUCAAGGAGAAGACCGUUUUGCUACAGAAAAAAGACAGCGAAGGGUUUGGGUUCGUGCUCCGGGGGGCCAAGGCGCAGACCCCCAUCGAGGAGUUCACCCCCACCCCGGCCUUCCCGGCGCUGCAGUACCUGGAAUCGGUGGACGAGGGCGGUGUGGCAUGGCGGGCUGGACUGCGGAUGGGAGACUUCCUCAUCGAGGUGAACGGGCAGAAUGUGGUGAAGGUAGGCCACCGGCAGGUGGUGAAUAUGAUUCGCCAAGGAGGCAACACGCUCAUGGUGAAGGUGGUCAUGGUGACCAGGCACCCGGACAUGGAUGAGGCCGUCCACAAGAAAGCACCCCAACAGGCCAAGCGGCUCCCGCCCCCAGCCAUCUCCCUGCGGUCCAAGUCCAUGACCUCAGAGCUGGAGGAAAUGGUCUCCCCCUGGAAGAAGAAGAGUGAAUAUGAGCAGCAGCCCCCGCCGGUGCCCAGCAUGGAGAAGAAGCGCACGGUGUAUCAGAUGGCUCUCAACAAACUGGACGAAAUCCUGGCAGCAGCUCAGCAGACAAUCAGCGCAAGCGAGAGCCCUGCACCCGGGGGCCUGGCGUCCCUGGGCAAGCACCGGCCCAAAGGCUUUUUCGCCACCGAGUCAAGCUUUGAUCCUCAUCACCGCUCCCAGCCAAGUUACGAACGCCCUUCUUUCCUGCCUCCUGGACCAGGGCUGAUGCUUCGGCAGAAAUCUAUCGGGGCCGCGGAGGAUGACCGACCCUAUCUGGCGCCGCCAGCCAUGAAGUUCAGCCGCAGCCUGUCGGUGCCCGGCUCGGAGGACAUCCCCCCGCCGCCCACCACGUCCCCACCCGAGCCCCCCUACAGCACCCCGCCGGCCCCCUCCUCCUCCGGCCGCCUCACUCCCUCCCCGCGGGGAGCGCCCUUCAACCCGGGCUCCGGGGGUCCCCUCCCAGCCUCCUCCCCCUCGUCCUUCGACGGGCCCUCGCCCCCCGAUGGCCGCAUCGGGGGCCGCGAGAAGAGCCUGUUCCACGCUAGCAUCAUCAGCGAACUCAGUUCCAAGCUCCAGCAGUUCGGGGGCUCCUCGGUCGCCGGGGGCGCUCUGCCGUGGGCCCGGGGAGGUGGCAGCGGCGGCGGCAGCGGGGACAGCCACCACGGGGGAGCCGGCUACGUCCCCGAGCGGACCUCCUCCCUCCAGCGGCAGAGACUCUCCGACGACCCCCAGUCCUCCUCGCUCCUCUCCAAGCCCGUCAGCAGCCUGUUUCAGAACUGGCCCAAAACCCCCCUGCCGCCGCUCCCCACGGGCGCCGGGGUCCCCCCCGCGGGCUCCGGGGCUGCCGGAGCCACCUCCCCGACGGCCUCGGCGGCCUCUUCAUCCUCCCGCCACCUCCAGGGUGUGGACUUCGAGAUGCGGCCGCCCCUGCUGCGCCGGGCCCCGAGCCCCUCGCUGCUGCCCGCCUCGGACCACAAGGUCAGCCCCGCGCCCCGGCCCUCGUCCCUGCCCAUCCUGCCGUCUGGACCCCUCUACCCGGGCCUCUUCGACAUCCGCGGCUCGCCCACCGGAGGCGCCGGAGGCUCCAGCGACCCCUUCGCCCCUGUCUUCGUGCCACCGCACCCCGGGAUCUCCGGGGGGCUCGGAGGGGCCCUGGCCGGGGCCUCGCGCUCCCUCUCGCCCACUCGCCUGCUCUCGCUACCCCCGGACAAGCCGUUCGGCGCCAAACCUCUGGGGUUCUGGACCAAGUUCGACGUGGCCGACUGGUUGGAGUGGCUGGGCCUGGCCGAGCACCGGGCCCGGUUCCUGGACCACGAGAUCGACGGCUCGCACCUGCCCGCCCUGACCAAGGAGGACUACGUGGAUCUGGGCGUGACCAGGGUGGGCCACCGCAUGAACAUCGACCGCGCGCUCAAGUUCUUCCUGGAGAGGUGAUGGACGGCCUGUGGGCCC